AUGAAAGGCAGUAUACAAAAUGUUCAGACAUGGCCUUUCCCUGAAGAUGAGGAGAAGUUGAAACUCACUCCGAGAUCUCGGCCUCUUUCUCCGGUUCGCGUCACAAGUGAAUUCGUGAAUGCAGAUGGUGUUGUGAAUCGAGACGAUGAUGAGAAGUCCCAAACACAUUCAUCUUCAAGUUCGGAGGAGGAUGAUCGAUUACGCGACUCAGUGGUGUUGGAUAUAGAACGACCUGAGCUCCCUGCUCGAUCAGAAGCGGACGCUGAUGGACGCACUUAUCUCUACGCAAUGCGAACGCAUAGCGGGAAAUAUCACGAUGUCGGCCAGUUUGUCCUUGUAUUCAAUCCUCAGAGACCGACCUGCGAUGUGAUGCGAAUAGAUAAGCUAUGGAGAGAGAAGGAUGGAAGCGAGUGGUUUAGUGGAGGCUAUCUAGCACGGCCAUGCGAUAUACAACAUGACGCCGGGAGAAUGUUCUAUAUUCGCGAGCGGGAAAUCAAAUUGGGUGGCUCGGGGAAGAAAGACCUCGCAGAAUACAGGGUUUUUCGUUCACCUGUGGUACUAGACUUGAUGGUGUUUGCUGUCGAUCAACCUGACCAAACCCGAAGGAUCGAGGACAUUCAAAGUCACUGUGCAGUGCUAACUCCGAAAGAGUUCGUAAAAGAACGUCCGACGGAGAUUCCUGAAUGUGACGUUUUUGUGUGCGAUUCUCGCAUACCGGGCCAUUCUUUCGCGAAAGGCGAACCAUCGUCGCUGUUCAUUAAGCCAACGGAAAAAACCACUGCCGAUGACGAAAACUAUGAUCCUUUGAACGGUAGCGCCCCGAUGCAUAUAGACUCAGCAAAGCCUCUCCGGAAGUUCAAGGUGAGCAUCAGUCUUAAUCUGGUUGGAGGGCGGGCGCCUCGUCUGCCUGCUGUAGAACUUCUCUUCCAUGCUGUUGUGGGUGCGGAAGGCGGAGAAGAUAGGCCGGGAGAGCCGUCUGCAUUCAUGAUUGCUCGUUUUUAA
Strongylus vulgaris is the source of this 1002-nucleotide messenger RNA. NCBI's taxonomy places the organism in Eukaryota, Metazoa, Nematoda, Chromadorea, Rhabditida, Strongylidae. The record is from the annotation of a GenBank genome assembly.